Messenger RNA from Musa acuminata subsp. malaccensis (wild Malaysian banana), 2982 nucleotides. RefSeq lists its product as uncharacterized. Gene Ontology annotation, cellular component: mitochondrion. NCBI's taxonomy places the organism in Eukaryota, Viridiplantae, Streptophyta, Magnoliopsida, Zingiberales, Musaceae. The record is from RefSeq and is a predicted model, not a curated record.
AACGGGGAGGCCAACACAAGUCCAAACGCCUCGGGUGGAAGCGGCAAAAGGAGCGAGCGACGGGCGUCCUCCUUCCCCCCGGCUUUUCUCCUUCGCGGCUUUCGCUUCCUCUCUCUCUCUCUCUCUCUCUUCCGCACCUAGGGUUUCGGUUCGCCCUUUGCUCUCCCGGCGGCGCCCCCGGUCGCGGAGUGAUGAUGAGUACUAUAAUCGCCAUUAUGUCGCUCUCUCGAUCGAUCUCUUGCUCAUUGUGUCGGAAUUUGAUGGGCGGUUUCGAUUUUUGUUCUCUCGUUUGCUUCGUUGUUAGAUUGGUUCGGCUGACCGUACAUUAUUGGCAUCCGAAGAAUGAGAGAUAUACGAUCUUGAAGGUUUAGGAGCAUAGGGAAAGGCACUACCGCAGCCUCAUGCAACUGAAGAUUGUGGGGCAUCAUAUCGACUUUUCUGAAACGAUUAUGAGUCUCAGACGUAGAACCAGGGUUGUAUUUGAUACCUCUUUCUUGAGGUCUUAUCGCCACCUGGCUUGCUCAAAGCUGUAACCCUUGGUUUCUCAACCAAUGGAUCGGUGGACCGGAUGUUUUAAGGUCUCCCUCAAUCCGACCAAAGCUGGCUCCUGUUUAAAGGUUGCUGCUUCACUCAUGUUCUCACCAUCCUCCAGAACCCUUUUGAUGCCUUCUGUGAAUGCCAUCUUAUUUAACGGUGAUAAGGUCCAAGGAACUGGGAAUUCUGUGAUUGAGAGGUUAUCAGAUUCAAGGAAUAUAUCUGAAUUGCUUGUGUCGAAACUGGGGUGUUCAGCCAAUGUUUGGGUAGUGGAGGCAUCUACAUUUAAUGGACCUUUUGCCGUAUACAAGGAGUUCAUACCAUCAUUGACUUCUCGAGGUGAUCCAAAACGGUAUGACCCUAAUGGAUUUCCAGCUUCGUCUGCAAUUGUUGCAAUCUUAUCCAGGUGUUUUGAACAGGUGCCAAGCUUGACAUCAAGCAACCUGGUGGAACAAACAAAAGGAAAUGUAGAUGCACCUACGUUGUUGCCAACCCCUUUCCCUAAAACAAUAAUUCUGGGUUUCAGCAAAGGUGGGACUGUGGUCAACCAGCUUGUGACUGAAUUUGCUCACUUGAAGGCUUCACCCCAGAUAUUUGAUAGGAGGCAAGAUCACCUCUAUCCCAUAUCCGAGGAUGAUCUGUUGUUCAGCAUCUCUGAGUUCCAUUAUGUUGAUGUCGGAUUGAAUAGUGCUGGAGCAUAUUUGACUGAUCGGACUGUUAUUAAGAAGGUUGCUGAGCUUUUAUUGGUUCACAAUGCUAGUGUUCGUUUUGUUCUUCAUGGUACUCCAAGGCAGUGGUUUGAUCGUCACAGGCCAUGGAUUCGUAAGGAGAAAGAUAUUAUGCUGCAAUUGCUUAAAGAUGAAGCUCAUAGAUGUGAAGGAAAACUUCAGGCAACCGAAAGAUUCUAUUUUGCCAAUAAUCUGCCCAGUUUGCAAAUGCAUUUUGAGAUAAUUCAAGUGAUGGAUUUAAGUUAACGUUCUGCAGUUUUGCUUGCGACCUAGCAUAAGGUCAUCCUUUUUUACAUUUCUUUUAUCGAAUAGAUCUCCCAACUAAAAUUCAGAUUUUUUUUUUUUAAAUUGUUUGCAGUUUAUACAAUUUUUUUUCUAAUGUUAAUAGGCACAUUAGUUUAUGUGAAUUAUUGCUUUUCCUAACUCAUUUGCUAUUCUGGCCAAAUAAUUCAAAGUUCUGUUGUAUGUACCAUACCAUGAAUAUCACAUCUAAUCUUUUAAAAUUUGAAAGUUAUUGCUAGCUUUAGUAGUGGGCCUUCAAUUUCAUCUCACUAUAAUAUUAAGUACGAACUUGUCGGGGUCAUGCAGGGUUUUGAGGAUUCUGUUUGUCUGCAGUAGAGAAUCAUUUAGAGCUCCUUGUCUGAGCCUUAAAACAUAAUACAUUUAUGUCCGGAGUGUAUGUUUGACUGCAACACCUUUUAUCAUAACUCUGUAUGUAUAGCUUAUUGCCACUUGAUCAAUGAAUGUAGCAGGCAUAUUUUGAACAUGACAUGAUAACGAAUUAUGUCUGGUUAGAUUAGAUUAGAUUAGAUUAGAUUCUUGGAUUAAAAGUCUGGUUGUUUCAAUUCGGGUGGUAUGCUUCCUUGAUGCAUUAUAUUAUCUCACUGGUUUUACUAUGCUUCUAUCCGUUUAUAAGUGGUACUAGGUAGCACUUCUCAGAAUAGUUGUCUCCACUCUCCAGUUGAGGGACUAUAGUAUGUAGAAAGUUGCUUGCUCUUGACACAGCUUUAUUACAGACACCAGUGUCUCUCAACUUGGCUAUCCUUUAAGAUGGCAACUAAUAGCAAGUACAUGUUUCAGUUUCGUUUGAGUGGUAGCAAUUUAUGGACUUCUCCAUGUUCCCUAUUUGGAAAUGUGAUCCAUUCAGUUGUGUCCCCAUGUCAUGACUAAAGUUACUUUUUCUAAAGUGUUUUUGAAGCCAUGUAGGAAGGAGCUUUGGAUUGACAUUCUAAAAGGAACAUUUCUCUGCUUGCUUUUGCACCUUCCUGCAUCACAUCUACAUACUGUACUGAUCAAUAUUGACAUGCUUUGAUGGAAGUGGUGCUUCCAGGAACAGUUGUGUAUCGUUGGUUAUCUGAAACAGUGCUGCGACGCACUAUGGAUGUGUACGACUGGAAAAAGAUAAAAGAGGGUUGCAUCAGGAGAUAAGGUUCGUCUUCCCCAAUUAUAUGCUCUUGGUGGUUCCCGUUAUGGUACCACUCUUGCCCUUAUGCUUCUAUUCUGAAAAGAAAUCUCCGAGGGUCAAAAAGUAAAAAAAAUCCACAUCUUUUUCUCCAAGUGGCAAAAUUAAUUUGGUGGUAAUAUAUCUGAUUCACUUCUCCUAUGUUGAUAGUUUAAAUCCUUAUUGUAUUAGUUGACGAGGACUUCGUUUAUAGAAUGAUACAAGCUUCCUAAAGUCUUUGAGAUAGUUUUCUAUUUCUGGCAAAAUUUGCAAGCACAU